Messenger RNA from Anopheles cruzii, 459 nucleotides. RefSeq names its product zinc finger protein ZIC 3-like. Gene Ontology annotation, cellular component: nucleus. Lineage: Eukaryota; Metazoa; Arthropoda; Insecta; Diptera; Culicidae. Gene Ontology annotation, molecular function: RNA polymerase II cis-regulatory region sequence-specific DNA binding; DNA-binding transcription factor activity, RNA polymerase II-specific. The transcript has 2 exons. Gene Ontology annotation, biological process: regulation of transcription by RNA polymerase II. The record is from RefSeq and is a predicted model, not a curated record. The coding region runs from base 64 to 459 and encodes 131 amino acids.
UUCAUUUGUGUUUCGCAUUUUACUUCCAUAGGAGAACGUCCCUACAGUUGUGAGGCUUGCAAAAUGAGUUUUUACACGUCCCAUCAUCUGAAACGUCACAUGCUAACCCACACGGGUGAAAAACCGUUCAAAUGCCAUUACUGUGAUCGUAAAUUCGCGCAAAGUAAUGAUAUGGUGAAACAUACGCGGAUCCACAUUGGAGCCUGCAUUUAUCAGUGCAACCGGUGUGAUGCUUCUUUCCGAUUGCUAUCGGAACUAAGAAAUCACUACAAGGAUCACUACCAGCAAGGAAACGAAGAAACACCAGGAUGGACCUCCGCGGAAGAAGAACGGCAUAUUCGAUUCACCAGUAUGGAUAUAUUGAACUUGCGGUACGCCAAAGAAGCGUCACGAUGGUCAACGAUACGAAAGGUUAUUGCCAAGGCGACCGUUCGUCCUGCCACGAAUGGUUCAGAUUAA